UUCCCACUCUUGUUUCUUUUUCUCCAAGAUCACCGUCAUUAACAUGUAGACCGGUGCGUGUCAAAAGACCCGGAGCGCAAUGGUCUUUGCUGUGUAGGAGAAUAUAAUUCUAAUUAUAGUUGUAAAUAAAAAAAACAUUUUGGAUUAACAGCGGACUUGUUUUUUGGACUAAAGGGGUUUCCUUAAUUUGUUUCCGCGCGUGUGUAAAUGUUGGACAGCAUUUAACCUGAGUUUCUACCCUCUGGAGUGAAAAGUGCGCCAGCCUUAUUUCCCAGGCUUAUUUCCAACGCUUGAGCGUCGGUAUUUUUUGGGGGGCUAUGUAGCUUUUGGAUGGAAUGCACCUUAUCCCAACGGGACAUAACGCACUGAGGAAUAUUGUCUGAAGGUGGAAAAAAUCAGCGGAUGGGAUCCUGCCUCAACGGGGACAGACUUUGGACUGGACCGACCUACUCCAAGUACAUCCACCAGAACCACUGCACCGCUACUCCUGCUGCUGUACACCUGUCAGUCAUCUCAAAAUGAUAGAAACCCUCAUCACUGACUGGCCUGUCUACCUUCUGAGAAGUGGAGCUUAAAGAUGAUAUCUUUGCUGUUGUCUUCUUCAUUGCAGUGGUUGUCUGCUGGACCUUUUUGAGGAAUUAUUUUCCAUAUUGUGAGGAAUAUUACUCAGAUUUGUCUUAGAAAACUGAUGGCUGCUACAUUUCCACCGGAUGGUUUGCACUGCUUGGAUUUUAAAAAGGAUCAUUAGCAACCAGGCCAUCUUCUAUUCCGGAGUUACCCACUUAUGCCUGUGUGUGAAUGUGAUUUUAGUGUGACUGUGUUUGUGUUUGCAUCUGCAUGGCGUAAGUGAGAAAUAGAAAAUAAGGAAUUUGUACUCUGAAAGGACAACAGAGGACGCAGCAAACAAGUUGAAAAGAAGGAGUAGCAGCCAUGUCCCAGUGGAGGCACCAGUCAAGGACUGGGUGUCAGCUACUUCAGACUGCCAAGAGUGGGAGCAGGAUGAUUGGAUACGUAAGGCUUGAAGGCUUCAGCAUCGGCCGGUGGGUGUCCUCUCUAAUAUGGCUGGGACUUCUGCUGCUGCAGGCGUCUCCAGCUGCUGUGUCGGCUCAGAAACUCGACGAGAACGACCCGGUGGUCACCACCGUGUACGGCAAGCUGCGGGGCAUUAAGAAGGAGCUCAAUAACGAGAUCCUGGGUCCUGUUGUGCAGUUUCUGGGCGUCCCGUAUGCAGCUCCGCCCACUGGCGAGCGCCGAUUCCAGCCACCUGAGCCCCCGACGUCGUGGCCAGAGAUCCGAAAUGCUACGCACUUUGCUCCGGUGUGCCCUCAGAGCAUCGUGGAGGGCCGCCUGCCGGAUGUGAUGCUUCCGGUGUGGUUCACCAACAGCAUUGACAUAGUGUCCACAUACGUCCAGGACCAGAGCGAGGAUUGCCUCUAUAUUAACAUCUACGUCCCCACUGAGGAUGGUCCCCUUACAAAGAAACACACUGAUGAUUUAGGUGAUAGUGACCGCACGGACGACGAAGACAUUAGGGAGAGUGGAAGCCCCAAGCCGGUGAUGGUUUUCAUCCAUGGGGGCUCCUACAUGGAAGGAACUGGGAAUAUGUUUGACGGCAGCAUCCUGGCCAGCUAUGGAAAUGUGAUUGUCAUGACUGUCAACUACCGGCUGGGCGUCCUAGGUCCAGCAGCCCGCUGUGCCUGCAGGCUGGGGCUUGUUCUGGCUGAGCUCAAGUCUCUGACCGAGGCUGCUGCCGAGUACCAGCUCUCCUGA
Molecule: messenger RNA, 1770 nt
Organism: Cottoperca gobio
Lineage: Eukaryota; Metazoa; Chordata; Actinopteri; Perciformes; Bovichtidae
Product: neuroligin-1-like
Exons: 5
Coding region: 931-1770 (279 amino acids)
Source: RefSeq, a predicted model, not a curated record